CGAAAAAUUUUUUACCAAACAUUUAAGCAAAAAGAAAAAAAAGCUGAGCAUCUAAAAAUUAAAAAAAAAUAUAUAUAUAAAAAUAAAUAAAUAAAUAGAUAGAAUAAUUAAAUAUUAAAUGCAAUAAUUAUAAAUAAAAUCAAAAUUAAAUUAAAAUAUCAAACAAAAAAAAAAUAAUUAAAUUAUAAUAAUUAAUUAUUAAAUAAUUAAUAAUUAUAUAAUUAAAAAACUGUUUAUAUAAAAAAAAAAAUUUAAAAUUCCUAUAAUUAUUUUCGAUUUAAUCGAUAAUGAACAAACGACGAUAACCUAGAUGUUACCAAUGCAUUUUAUGUACCCCCAUGUUUUUUCAAAGCAACAAGAAGAAAAAACGAUUAUGGCGUGCACGCGUCAAACAACCAGCAACCACAUUAAUACAAUUAGCAGCAUCAGCACAACAAAAUUUAGUAGUAACAACAAUACCAGUAUCAUUGACAACUAUAACAACAACAACAACAACAACAUCAGCAACAACAACAUCGAUACCGAAAAUAUUAAGUGGUACAAUAUCGAACAAUUUGAUAAUGAGUACGCAUUAUUCAAAUUAUCAAGAAGAAGAAGAAGAACAACAACAACAACAACAACAACAACCAAAACAAGAACAAAUUCAACAACAACAAUAUCUACAAAUGGAUUUGAUGACAAAUACACAAAUUUUAGACGAAACAUCGUCAACAUGUCCAAUGAUUUGUCAACAACAAUCUUCAAUGAAUACAAUAAACAAUUUAAUGAAAUGUUCUGGGGAUCGAAGCGAUACAUCAUCAAUGAUCGAUGGUCAAGAAAAUUCUAUAAGUGGUUAUUAUUACGAAAACUCAAUCGAAAGUACCACAGAUCAAGAAGAGGAUCAAACAAUGUCAAUAACAGCAUCACCAAUAUCAACACCAUCAAUAACAACAACAUCAUCAUUAGUAAAUUUAGUGAGAAAAUCAGCAUCGAAACGUCGAUUAAUAGCAACACCAAUACAAAAUACAGUAGGUUAUACCCAAAUGAUCAGACAAAAAUCAUCGACGAAAGAUAUUUUAACUUAUCAUCAAUCAUUGAGAGGGACAAAUCCAACAAAAUCUUCAACAAUACAAUCAGUAAAUACUGGUACAUCGACGGUAUGCGAUUGGGUAAAAAAUUGUUGUGGUGGAGGAAACAAUUUUUCAACCGAUUCAAUAAAUUCCAGCCAAUUAUACAACAACAACAAUACAAACAGCAACAAUUUCAACAAGCUAUCGACUUAUACACCAAUAUUAUCACGAAAAAAUUUAGAUACAAAAAUUCAAGAACAAAUUCAACAGGACACAACAGACGAACAAUUAAAGCAAUUGUUUCAAGCAUUAUUAGGAAAAGUCAAAGAACCUCAGUUAACGACAUUAGUACAAGCUGUAGAUUCCUUACAAAAGAAUUCAUCAAUUUAUUGUACUUCAAAUUGUUCAAAUACCGGUAUAUUAUCAACGACGCCGUCGGAUUCUUUAGGACAUCAGCCGGACUGUGUCCUUGUGCCGCGUGCGUUAAUAAUGGGAAUCGAACCGAAUGUUAUUGCGUGUCGGAUAUGGCGUUGGCCGGAUAUAAGAAGUUCAAAGGAAUUGAAAAGUAUUGCAUCGUGCUGCAACGAAAAAGAUCCGAUUUAUGCAUGUUGCAAUCCAACACACUGGAGUCGAUUAUUAGUUCCAGAAACUCCACCACCUCCUUACCAAUUGCACACAACAGAAAGACUGAAACCAGAAGAUCAUGCGCUAAAUCAAAAUACGAAAGACAGAGAAAAACGUACAAACGAUUCUAUAACAGAUCAAAAGCGUGAUCUUCGGAUUCAGUUUUCAGGAUCGUUAACAACAGAAAAUGAAGAUACAUCAAUUAUAUCAUCAAGUUGGUGUAAAGUAGCAUAUUGGGAAAUUAAACAGCGUGUUGGAGGUCUUUUUCCAGUUGAAAAUUCUUCUGUAAAUAUAUUUUUCGAUCAGUACCGUGGCGAUGGUAUGUGCUUAAAAACUUUGGUCGAACAAAGAAAAACGGCAACACCACAGCAGGUGCUAAAAGUACGGCAAAAAAUAGGUUUAGGUGUAACUCUUAGCCAAGAGUCUGAUGGAGUUUGGUUAUACAAUCGUUCAUCGUCUCCAGUUUUUGUACAUUCGCCAACAUUAAAUCCAAGUGAUUAUUUUUUCCAUGUGACAAAAGUGCCACCAGAUUAUUGCCUGAAAGCCUAUGAUAAUUUUAAGGCUAAAACACAAAAUAUUAAGUGGCCAUCACAAAUAGCUGGAGCUCAAACCGGACCAAUUGAUAGAUUCAGUAUGAGAAUUAGUUUUGCAAAAGGCUGGGGACCAAAUUACACCCGUCAAGAUGUAACCGCUUGUCCAUGUUGGUUAGAAGUAUUAUUGUGUCGGUGACAAUAUCUAACCACAGCUACAAUUUAUUUACUAAAUUUAGUCUGAUUUAAAUAUACAUACAAUAUAUAUAAUAUAAAAAUAUUAUGUGAAGAAUUUUUGAUAAUAUAUAAUGUAAAUAAUAUAAAAGAAAUUAUGUUAAAUAAUAUUAAGUAUAUAGGAAAAGCACAGAUAAUAAGUCAGGAAAAUAUUAUAAAAAAAAUUUUUGUAUUAAUGUGAGAAUCCAUAAAUUGUUGUAAAAAAUUUAAUAAACAAGAAAAUUAUUUAAUUAUUUUUUUUCAAAUUGCUGGUUGAGAAAUUUUGAACAAUUUUUUUUUUUAUAAUGUAUAACAUGUCAAUAUGGGGUUAUAUAAUAUUUAAAAUAAAAAACUAUAAUAAUGCUUAGUAUAAAAUGUAAAUAUUAUUAGAACUUUCGAAAAUUGAUUAUUUAAAAAAGAAGAAAACAGAAAGCAAUAUCAUAAUUUUUUUUAUUAUUUGA
Molecule: messenger RNA, 2877 nt
Organism: Condylostylus longicornis
Lineage: Eukaryota; Metazoa; Arthropoda; Insecta; Diptera; Dolichopodidae
Gene: Dad
Exons: 6
Coding region: 339-2402 (687 amino acids)
Biological process (GO): cell differentiation; transforming growth factor beta receptor signaling pathway; anatomical structure morphogenesis
Cellular component (GO): heteromeric SMAD protein complex
Molecular function (GO): I-SMAD binding; transcription regulator inhibitor activity
Source: RefSeq, a predicted model, not a curated record